CUGCAGCUCCUCCUCUUCAGAAGCUCUGGGGUCUUGGUUUCUUGGUUUUGGUGUUGAUUUGGUUGAUCAGUGUUCUGGUUGUUGUUCGUCAGCGGCAGCAUGAGGAAGGUUCUGGAGAGCAGCUGGAUGAAGUUUGGACCUGCUGGAAGAGGCACCUACGACUGGAUGGCAGGAUCUCCAUCUCCACCGCCCACAGAGAAGCAGCUACAGGGCUACCACUGGAACGAGCUCUCCCAGGACGAGGACAUGAAGUCCGAGGUCAUCCUGUACGUGGUGAUCCCGCUGGCUCUGCUCCUCGUCGCCGGUCUCGUGGGCUUCUUCAUCUACCGAAGAUGCUCCCGCAGUAAACUCAGCCUGGCCAACAUCAUCGCUCUGGACCUCCAGAACGCCGAGAACAGCGCCGAGUUCCUCUCGUCGCUCACGGCCAACAGCGAGCGCCUCAACAGCACCAGCUCCGACGUGUCCGACGGGGUCUUCCUGAUGGUCUACCUCCCACCGCCCUACGAGGAGACGCUCACCAAGAUCACCCGGGCGGCCAGCCUCACCAGCAGCAAAGACGUGGAGUCCGUCAAGAUGGAGGACCUGGAGGCCAAGCUGUGCCCAGAACUGAAGUCCAGCGGGCGCUAUGUGUGAAUGAGUCGCUCUGUUAAAUUGAGUUUAAUGGUUUAAUCAUCAUGAACAGUAUCUCUGAUUCAGCCUUGUGUGGUGGAGCGAGCUAGCGAGGGAGGAUUUUACACCUUCAACAGUGUUGAAGAGUACAGUAAAAAAGAGAAUCAGGUGUGUUUACACUGGUUAGGUUGGGAGGAUCCCAAUUAAAGGGCUUAAAUGAAGGUAGACCAAAAAUGACAUGUUUUUU
Molecule: messenger RNA, 856 nt
Organism: Astyanax mexicanus (Mexican tetra)
Lineage: Eukaryota; Metazoa; Chordata; Actinopteri; Characiformes; Acestrorhamphidae
Product: small integral membrane protein 28-like
Exons: 2
Coding region: 100-633 (177 amino acids)
Source: RefSeq, a predicted model, not a curated record